This is a messenger RNA of Gongylonema pulchrum, 1545 nucleotides long. Lineage: Eukaryota; Metazoa; Nematoda; Chromadorea; Rhabditida; Gongylonematidae. The record is from the annotation of a GenBank genome assembly.
AUGGCAAAGCUAAAAUCGGAUGUUCGCGUUCGUAUAGCUGCUCUGGAGCAUGCGAUGGCCGAUUUUGGACCGUCCAGUCAACAUUUCCUGAUGAACAGUGUUCAGGCUCCUUGGCAACGAGCCAUCUCCGCCUACCGGACAGCAAUGAAACUGCGUGCCAUCCAGAAACGCUUGUGCCUGGAUCUGCUAACUCUGGAAGAUGUGAAUAGCAAGCUGCAGACGCUCAACGCUGUAUGGGGUGAGCAAUGCCUAUCAAUGAAAGAUGCUGUGAUGUGUUUGGUACCAUUAUUUGAAGCAGCCCAGGAGAAAUAUCCAAAACUGAUCCAUUCCAUACCGCUGGCCGUUGAUCUACUGCUCAAUUUUGUUUUAAAUAUUCCAAAAUUUUUCGGUGAGGCAGCAGCAUUCGGUGGUUCGAACGUUGAGCCCUCCGUGAGAUCUUGCUUUGAAUCCGCGAAAUAUCCGCGGACAAUUUUGAUUGAUGAAUUCUUGAACUGGUUAAAAAAGGAGCCGCAAAGUAUCGUUUGGCUACCUGUAAUGCAUCGUCUUGGAAGUGCCGAAUUUGCCAAACAUCAGACAACAUCAGGUGAGGAUGUGCGUGAUUUCGGUCUUAUUGUGAGGAAUAAAUUACGAGCGAGAAGCAAAACUAAAAUCGGUUAUCUGCCAGUGCAAACAGUCGAUGAGGGACCACCGCUGGAAACGAGCAGUAUUACGCCGGUAAAUCCGAUCACUGAACCAAUCCACAAUCGUAUGCAGUUGUGUGCUCGGAGAUUAUGGCGUGCACGUGGUGACGAUGGUACACCAAGUGCUCACUUUCAUGAUCGCAAUGAGGAGAUGCGCGCGAGCACAGUGGAUCUGAAAUCGCCUCUGCAGCUUUUAUCACAAGUAGAACAAAUGCACAAGGAAGAGCUGGAUCAGGUUUUGCACAAACUGCAACAUGAAAAUAGAGAGCUGAAGAAAGAAAUUGAAAGGCGAAAGAAGUUCGAUGGUGGCAUUGGCUCAGCACCAAAUUUAGUGCAUGGCAGUGGUGCAUCGACAUCGCGAAGUGGUACCGACAAUAUGGGCACCGGCCGAUCAGUUCCCUCACUACCGAACUCUGGCGACGAGCAGUUGUUGAGAGAGGCGUAUUUGCUGCGGCAGCACAAGGAACGAUUGGAACAACGAAGUCGAAUACUGGAAGAGCAAAAUCGGCAGCUCGAAACGCAGCUUACACGAUUGCGAACAAUCAUUGCACAGGUGGGUUGCGACCCUAAUCAGGAUGAGGUGAAUUAUUCCUAUGAAAAAUAUUGUCAUUUCCUGAAUUUUCAGCAACAUAAUGCUGGAAACGAAGGCAAGGAGAGUGGUCAGGAGGAGCACGAAUCGAGCGUAGCAUCCGGAGAGGAAGAUGAAGGGAUCGAGUAUGAUACAAGGCCUAAUCGUAUGAAUUCGUUGAUUGCAUCCGUGGAUCAGCUUGGCCGCGCAAUGCAGUCUUUCGUUGUUUCGGUUGUUAACGAAAAUGGCGAUGACAGUAACGACGAGGACGAUGAGGUGACCAUCACUGGCAAUUAA